Drosophila bipectinata is the source of this 1784-nucleotide messenger RNA. Its product is annotated as post-GPI attachment to proteins factor 2-like. Gene Ontology annotation, cellular component: Golgi membrane; endoplasmic reticulum membrane. Gene Ontology annotation, biological process: GPI anchor biosynthetic process. The record is from RefSeq and is a predicted model, not a curated record. Lineage: Eukaryota; Metazoa; Arthropoda; Insecta; Diptera; Drosophilidae.
GGAAAAGCUCUAAACGAAUAAAACUCAAAGAUGGCCGACUUCUUCAUUUUAAAUUCAUUUAAAACCAGCACAACGAUUAGCUGCAAACAGCAACCAAAGGAUCUAAAUGAUCCCAAGGAUCAGCCUCUACAGCCCAAGGAGCAGGCGGUGGCCAUCCAUUAUCUGGCCAGCUUCCAUCAGAUCUGUGUGGUCACCGCUCUGCUGCCACUGGUGACGCUCUUCACGUGCUUCGUGACCGCCUACGCCUUCCAGUACGACGAUGUACACGAGACACAUUGCCGCGUCUACAACAUAAUACCUUCGAUAAGUGCAAUUACUGGCGUCAGUCCGCAGCGCUACUUCUGGCGCUUCAGCAUUGCGCUCCACAUCGGGCCGCGCAUCCCCAUUGCCUUCGUCUACAAGAACUACUAUCGCUCCCAGCUGCGUCGUCUGGCUCCAGCCCAGGUCUCGCAGACGAACCUGCUGAUCACGCUGAUCCUGGUGCUCAACUGCAUCGAGAUAGCUUCUUUGGGCGGUGUUACCUAUAUAUCGAAUCGAGAGAAUUACCCCGUUCAUGAGCGCAUUUUCAUUACGUUCAUGGUGUGCUCUCUGUGCUAUAUGCUGGCCACCAUCAAGCUGAACGGUAUCCUCAACUCUGGACAGGAACUGAGUGAGCAGCAACGCCUGUCCAUCAAGUGGAAGAAGAUUCUCUUCGCUGUCUCCAUUCUGAGCACCAUUGGGCUGUUGGUGUUCUUUGCCAAACACCGUUUCUACUGUCACGAUUUGGCCUUCAGUUGGUUCGCAUUCUUCGAGUACUUGAUCGCCAUUGCCAAUAUGCUGUUCCACUUCACCAUUAUCUGGGACUUCCCCUCGCAGUUCAUGCUGAUUGUUCAAGGACCUCGCGAUAAUCUCUCCCAGUACUUGAGCAACAGGCCGAAGGUGGACUAGAGUGUCACACGUCAACCACCCACCUGGACGUAAUUUUUUUUCCCAGUGUACAGUGUGUUUGUGUUAUAUUUAUAUAUAUUUUUUUUUUAACGUAAAAUUUCCAUACGAAACGUACAACUAACGAACUUCUUCAAAUUUAAAACUAAGCGCUUCCACACCCCAUAAAAAAAGAACAGAAAUCGAAACAAAUCUUUAUACAUUUUCUUCGAUGCUCCCAACCACCCGGAUACACUACAAAAAAAAAAUUAAAUAAAAAACCAAAAACGAAAGCUAGAAACCAAAAUGUUCCAUAGUUCCAAAAAUUAUAUUAAUUAUUAAAAAAAAAAAACAUAUGUAUACAGGCAUGUACUAUAUGCAAUGGAUAUGUCAAUGUAGGAGACAUACGGUUCUAUGUACACAUUCUAAAUAAAUGAAAUAAGUUACCUACAAUCUAAGUGCACCCAGAAAAUCCAAGAAAUAAAAUAAUUAUGAAUGCCUAAUGGAUCGCAGCUCGCCAAAGAUCUCAAGUCAAUUUUGAAAUUUCGAAAAUCCGAAAAAAGUAAACUUAAAAAAGAAAAAACAGAAAAUAUCGAAAAAAACGAAAAAAUUGAAACGAAAAGCGUUUCAUUUCUUAGGCAAUUAGAAAUCGUAUUACUUACCACUUAGUACAUAUCGUUUAUACAAAAGGAAAGAGUAACAUGUUUGCGGGGAUUAUGUCGGGGUGUCGGGUCCUAUUGGCCCGAUUCCCAAUCCCAAAUACACUGUAAACAAAAUCCAGACAAUAGACAUUAAGCUGCGAAAUCGAGGGCAACGAAAUAACCAAUAGUAGUGGCACACGGAUUGGAGGUUUAGUGAUGGGUAUACAACAAUUAUACAUA